Messenger RNA from Sphaerodactylus townsendi, 2854 nucleotides. RefSeq names its product bone morphogenetic protein 2 (gene BMP2). Gene Ontology annotation, molecular function: cytokine activity; BMP receptor binding; growth factor activity. Gene Ontology annotation, cellular component: extracellular region. NCBI's taxonomy places the organism in Eukaryota, Metazoa, Chordata, Lepidosauria, Squamata, Sphaerodactylidae. The record is from RefSeq and is a predicted model, not a curated record. The transcript has 3 exons. Gene Ontology annotation, biological process: negative regulation of transcription by RNA polymerase II; SMAD protein signal transduction; BMP signaling pathway. Bases 761 to 1951 code for a protein of 396 amino acids.
CGUGCCUCUUUCCAGCAGCCGCCGCCGCCGCCGCCUCUCGUUGGGCUCCCGGUCCGCAGCCAGGCCGCCGUGCGAUUGGCGCGCCCGCCUCGAGCCCCCGGGGUCGUGACAUCAGCAGGCGCUCGAGCCACAAAAAGCGCCGCGCGGCGGCAGAAGCAGCAGCAGCAGCACCAGCGCGCGAGCCUCGCACCGCCAGCCUGCCCAGCCAGAAGGGGGCCGCCGCCGCCAGCGGGAAGGGAAGUGCGUGACCCGGGGACGGGGACAGCUGGUCUGGGAGCGCGCCCGCGGAUGCUCAGGGCGGUCCCCCUUUGGAGGAGUUACAGCAGCAGCAGCAGCAGCAGCGGAGCCCGGCUGUCGGCGGCGAGGGGCCCCCGGCGGGGCAUGCCGGCCCGGCAGAGCAGGACGCCGGGCGCGCGGCGGGCCCACCUGGGUGGCGGCUGCGGGCGGCGCCCUUCCAGCCCGCAGUGAGUGAGAUGCGGGGGCCAGCGGGCCACGGGCACAGCGCAGCAGCAGCACCGCCGCCGCUUCCUCGUCCGCCUGGCGCGCAGGGUGAGGAGGAGCCCUGGAGAGCCUCAGUGGCCGGGAUGGUGCCUUCGCCGGCCAGCCCCGCGACCUGAGCGGGCCAGAGCGAGCAGAGGACCGCGCCCCGCGACCCCCCGAGGACUGCUGCCGGCCUUCCCCCGACAGGCUGGACGCUCCCGCGGGACGGACGCCUGGCACUACCCGCUCGGCACCGCCUUGAUCGGCCAGGUUACUGACCAUGGUUGCCGGGACCCAUUCUCUACUAGCACUGCUGCUUUAUCAGGUGUUGCUGGGUGGCUCGGCCAGCCUCAUCCCAGAGGUGGGCGACCGGAGAAGGUUCAGUGGCGAUUUGAUCCGGGCUGCUCCGCUGCAACUCUCGGAAGGGAUCCUGCGUGAAUUUGAGCUGCGCCUGCUCAAUAUGUUUGGUCUUAAGCGGCGGCCCACACCGAGCAAGAACGCCAUCAUCCCUCCCUAUAUGUUGGGCCUCUACCACCUGCACACCAGCCAGAAGCCAAGCCCCAUGGACUAUAACCUGGAGAGAGCUACCAGCAGGGCCAACACCGUCCGAAGCUUCCACCAUGAAGAAACCCUGGAAGAGCUUCCAGAAAGAAGUGGGAAGACAUCCCGUCGUUUCUUCUUUAACUUGACUUCUAUCCCGAGUGGGGAGUUUAUUACUUCAGCUGAGCUUCAGGUUUUUCGGGAACACCUGGAAGACGCCUUCGAAACCAACAGCAGUUCUUACCACCGUAUUAAUAUUUAUGAAAUAAUCAAACCGGAGAGCGAGGCCUCCAAAGACCCCGUCACAAGACUUUUGGACACCCGCGUGGUGCACCACAACGCCAGCAAAUGGGAAACGUUUGACGUCACGCCCGCUAUAAUGAGGUGGAUUGCACAUGGACAGCCUAAUCAUGGGUUUGUGAUAGAAGUGGUCCAUUUGGAGAACGAGAGCAGCAUCUCCAAGAGACACGUCAGGAUCAGCCGGUCUUUGCAUCAGGACGAUGCCAGCUGGUCUAUGGUUAGGCCGCUACUAGUAACCUUUGGACACGACGGGAAGGGGCAGCCUCUCCAUAAGCGAGAGAAGCGCCAAGUGAAACACAAACAACGCAAGCGCCUUAAAUCCAAUUGUAAAAGGCACCCAUUAUAUGUGGACUUCAACGACGUUGGGUGGAAUGACUGGAUAGUGGCCCCCCCAGGUUACAGUGCCUUCUACUGCCACGGAGAAUGCCCCUUUCCCCUGGCAGAUCAUCUGAACUCCACCAACCACGCCAUUGUUCAGACUCUGGUCAAUUCAGUGAAUUCCAAAAUCCCGAAAGCUUGCUGCGUGCCGACAGAACUGAGCGCUAUCUCCAUGCUCUACCUUGAUGAGAACGAGAAAGUGGUACUAAAGAACUAUCAAGAUAUGGUAGUGGAGGGCUGUGGUUGCCGCUAAACGUGGCAGCGGUCGCAGCAGCAAAAAUAAAGACAAAUGCGAAAGAAAAAAAGUAAACUUGACACUUUAAUAUUUUCCCAAUGAAGACUUUAUUUAUGUUAUGAAAUGGAGAAUUAAACACAACUAUUUUGGAAAAAAAAUCUAUUUAUGUCUACAGAAAAAGUGAGGAAAAAAUAUUUUAAUCAGAGAAUUAUUCCUUUUAAAAGAUUUUUAAACAUAUUUUAGUUGUACAUUUUAUAUGGGUUUAAUCCCUCUUCCCCUUUCCCCCCUCAGCACAUGAAGUAUAAAGGUCAGAUUCUUAUUUUGUAUUUAUUUACUAUUAUAACCACUUUUUAGAAAAAAAAAUAGCUGAUUUGUAUUUAUAUGUAUAAUCAACAAAAAAGCAGAAGAAAAAAAUAUAGGGUUUGUACAUAAUUUAAAACAAACAAAACAAAAUGGUAGCUGUUUUCAAUUGUGUGUAUUUAAGUCGAAAAAUGUGUACGUGGAAGGAGGGUUACUGUGGCAAAGGGUGCGUGAUGCAUUUUGCUUUCUGCAGUUCUACUGUUUAAAAGGGUCACAAGUGCAAACCCAAUGAAAAGUGGCUAAUCCGCCCUGCUGACUCAAGAUUAUAUUGUACAAGUCUCAGGAAUGCGGCAGGGUGGGCUGCCCGGUCCAUGAGAAACUGGCAUCCGCCCGAUGGGGAGCAUUUGGAUAAGAACCAGGCUUUGCUGAGCAAGGAGAAAUAACGGCUGUUCCUCAGGAAGGUGUGAUGUGACAACCAGCUGGGUUGCUAGAAACUUCUCUUCCCCCCCACCCCCCCACACAUAUCUACAGAAAAGCAAAAUGCUUCUGUCAUUCCUCCCGUUUUCAGUAGUCCGUCCAUUGUCCUGGCCAAAUAUUAAAUAAAAUACCAGAUUUCUUUCA